AUGGCGAUGGAAACGCAGACCACCAGCGUGGAGGCUGGCCACGACCAGGGCUCAUUGAAAUUCUCCCGCUAUCGAUCCGUCCGAAGAGCAGCCACACAGAAGCAGCCCAAGCAGCUGCAUACCUCGAUCCCUUCUGCCCCCAGCCCCCCCAGCGCUCCUGCGACUAGACUCCACUGUGGGACGACACCUACGGCUGAUUCAAUCAAUCGAAGCAUGUCCCGAUACCGACGCCAGCGCGCUCCGACAGCCCCUGCUAUGACGGCACAGCCUGCGGCCCCAGCCCUUCCGUUGCAUAAAACGCUAUUGAACGGCCACAACCCGGGGCGCAUUCCCGAGGAUCAGACUGUUGCAGCGACAGCAGCGCAGGUACCGGCGAUGGCUCGAAGCAUGACGGAACCUACGAAAACCACAACGAACCCGUUCGGUGAUGACGCCGCGGCCACUGAGGACUCGGAAGCUGAGCGCGAGAGACACAGGCAGGAGGCCAUGGCGCGCUUAACAGGGGAAACUACAAAACCCGCGCCAGCUGUUUCAGAUCAUCGGAGAGUGACUCCGCGGACCGCAGAGGGUCGGCGCAAGCACGAUGAUGUGCAGGAGGGGUCGCGGCGGCAUCACAGGUCGGACGAAACCUCUGAGCCGAAGCGUCGAUCGUUCAAGGAGAAAAUGAAGCUUGCUAAACCCAAGGACAAGUCGAGCACAGAGUCGUCCGCCGUCAAGUCCCCAGAGCCUCCUACAGCAAAUCACUUUACUGGGGUGGAUGCGCCUCUUUCUGCGGUGAAUUCAGGAAAGCGCAGCGUUCUGGUCCAAUAUGGGAGGAUGUCGGCCAAGAUGCCCGUCAUGCCGUCGACACGGGUUCAAGAUCUGCUAGUUGCUGCCUCGGAGUGUCUGACAAGUGAGAUCGAUCCCCCAAAGUUCAUUAUGAUGGAGUCAUUUAGCCAGCUGGGGCUGGAGCGGCCCUUGCGCAGAUACGAGUGUGUGAGGGAUAUCCUGAACUCGUGGGCGUAUGAUGGAGAGAACACAUUGAUUAUUGUUCCUGCGGCAAGCAUCGAGUCCUUGCGCCCGCUUGAAGCGCAGAAUGUACCGAUCGCGCCGCCCGCGGAUGUAACAGUGCACAUCUACUACUCACAACGGCCCCGUAAGUGGGACAAGCGCUUUGUCACCCUUCGUUCGGAUGGGCAGAUCACUGUUUCUAAAAAGGAACAUGGCAAGGACCAAACAAAUGCCUGCCAUCUUUCCGAUUUUGAUAUCUAUUCUCCCACGCCGGAUUUUCUGAGAAAGAACGUUGAUCCACCAAAGAAGGUCUGUCAGGCGAUCAAGAGUCAGCAAAAGUCGAGCAUGUUCCUCUCGACGGAGAAUUUUGUCCACUUCUUCUCUACCAAUGACAGGGCAGUCGCCGAGCAGUGGUAUCAAGCAGUGCAAACAUGGCGCAGCUGGUAUCUCGUUCACAAAAAAGGCGCAGCCCAGAGUGAAGAUGACGAGGAGGGCAAAAGCGUCCAUCAGCAGAGGAUUGGCUCAUCUCAUUCCAAGUCGAGUCAGCAACCUCAAUUCAAACCACUGGUGGAUCUGGAUUCUGUUGCGGAGCAAGAGCGAGCGCCAUCACAGCAUUCUUCGGCUGAUGACCAGCACAAAUCAAGCAAGACCAAAGAUAUCUUCUCGCGACCGAGACGCUCGCGCGAGCGUGGACCGCCACCAUCGUCUUUCCCGAAAUCCCUGGCGGAACCGGACACUGCAAUGCAGCCUACCGACGGCUCCCCAUUCGCUUCAUCAGGACUUCUGGGUCGCACAUAUACGCAACGUCAACAGGCUAUGAAGGAACGAGAAGAGAAGGAAAAGAGGGCCAACGAAGAGCCGUUCAUUGCUCAUGGACUGGUCGGAAGUAUGAGCACACGUCGCGGUCCAGUCAGCCAGCCAGCCAGUCGGUCGAACACGAUGACCUCGACACAGGCUCCGGACAUGGGUGCUGGUGCUGUCAAGCGGUCACUGUCUGUGAACAGAGGCAAACCGCUGGUCGACUUGACACCGGCUUACCAAGAACCUCCACAGCACGCUCGCAAGGGGAGAGGCGUUGCCGUUGAACCGGGCGUCCCAUUGAUUGAUGCAGCCACGGGACCGGAGCCCUUGGGAGCCAUCGCCGUCCCGCCAUCAACAACUUGGAGACGCCCACCCGUGCCAGCGGAACCAUCGUCAACUACAGAAACGCAGACCCGCAAGCGCUCCAACACUAUUCGCAGCACCAGCAACCAGCGACACCAGCACACCGCGCCUGCGUCCCCAGUCACUCCCGUUGACAAUACGCAACCCUCCGAGGGCCCAUUCCUCGCAAACAGCCUCCUCGCACGUACCGCCCAGCUCGCUGCAGCACAAAGCAGCGGCCCAGUCGGCCACGGCGUGGCCACCGGCGACCGGAACGCCUCGAAGCCAAUGCUGGAUCUCACGCCCCCCAACCCGUUCGCCGAAGGCAGCCUGCUACGGAACCUAUAG
Messenger RNA from Aspergillus lentulus, 2481 nucleotides. RefSeq lists its product as uncharacterized. The record is from RefSeq and is a predicted model, not a curated record. NCBI's taxonomy places the organism in Eukaryota, Fungi, Ascomycota, Eurotiomycetes, Eurotiales, Aspergillaceae.